Messenger RNA from Acanthocheilonema viteae, 1659 nucleotides. Lineage: Eukaryota; Metazoa; Nematoda; Chromadorea; Rhabditida; Onchocercidae. The record is from the annotation of a GenBank genome assembly.
AUGAUAAAAUAUGAUAAAGAAGAUAAAGGGAAAGCGCAGUCGUCAGAAGUGUCAAAGGGCACCGAAUUCAAGAUAUCUGAUAUACAAAUAUGCGGCAACUAUGUGGUUUACCUGACUGUUGUGUAUUUUUUCAUGGUACUAUCACAAUUUGAUAUACCAGUGGAAUAUGUUAAAUUGGGCACAACAGUACAAAAUAUUGGCUUAAUGAUUGGUGCUAUUGUAGCUGGCAAUCUCGCUGAUAUUUUUGGUAGAAAGAAAGUAUUGCUAUCAUUUACUGUCGGUUUGAUAAUAUUUCUUAUUGCUACGCCAUUUUCGCCAUCCUUUAUUGUCUUUACAAUUUUUCGCUUCUUCGAUAUGAUCUUCACUGGUGGAAAGCAUUGUGUUUGUAAUCCGUAUUUUAUGGAAAAUUUACCGGACAAGCAUCGGAUGUGGCUAGCGACCGUAGUUACGUAUUCACCCAAUUAUAUUAUCUUAGCUGGCAUCGCAUACUUAUGUAAAAAUUGGAAAAUUCUAUCAUGGGUAGCUGCUGGCAUUGCUGUAUUACCUUUAUUCACGAUACCAUUUCUAAUGGAUACACCACGAUGGUUGAUAAAAAAAGGAAAAGGUAAGGAAGCAUCAAAAGCAGCUGUUUACAUUCGGAAAUGGGAUGAAAAGCUUACACCGGAAAAAACAGAGAAAAUUAUCGCUGUCACUGAAAAAGAAACAAAGGAAGAGCUAGCAAAAAUGAAAAAAGGAAAGAAGAAUUAUUAUUUUUAUCAUUUAUUCAGCGACUGGAAUCUUGGUAGUUAUGCCGUGGUAUUUGCUGCAAGUUUAUUUUCAACAAGUUUUAUCAGUUAUGGUAUCGCAUAUAAUAUGGACGCAUUAGCGGGAACAGUUUACAUUAAUGUUAUUAUUUUGGGAGGUGCAAGAUGGUCCAUUAAUAUAUUAGCUGCGAUGCUUGAAUUUUCAAUUAAAAGUGUUGGACGACGAUUACUUCACCUCGUCGCCGUUGGAUUCAUUGCUGUUACGAUGGGUGUUAUUUUUGUCAUUUAUAUAUUUACAUGGCCAAAAAUUAACAUCUAUAAAGCAGUAGUGAAAGCUGGUGGAACAGGUGAGGAAUCGAUUCACGCGGUCAUUAUGUUCACACGAUAUGCUUCCCUUUUGGCAGCGGCUAUGUGCACCGAAAUAUUCGUUCUGGACUCCGUACAACCAGCCGAGCUAUUCCCAACACCGAUACGAAGUGCGGGAAUUGCUUUCAUUCAAACAUUCAACCGUUUAGGCACCAUUGUUAGCCCGCUUGUGUUUAUCCCGAGUAAGCAUUGGCCGCCAGCGCCAUUCCUUUUAAUGUUUAUAACAAGCGCUGUGGAUUUUUUGCUCUAUUUUUUCCUGGUACCCGAGACUCGGGGAAAAAAACUACCGGAUAAUAUGCCAGGUGAAGAGUUUGACCUCCACGAGGAUAACACUCAAAGCACGGAAUCCACGACGAAUGCAGAAAGCCAUCAUUUCGCAUCACAGAAUGGAAAAAAAGCAAAGAAAGAAACGGAGACAAAAACGGGUGAGGAUGACGAAACAGAGAGCGGAAAGAGUGAAGACAAGAAGGAAAAAAGGGAGAGUGUAGGAAAUGAGGAAAAGACAGAAGAGAAAAAAGAAGAGGAAAGAGGACAAAAGAGCAGUGAAUAA